AGAAAUGGGUUGCGAGGAUGGCCUUGGCGAAACACCCGCCUUGGUCUUGGGAGCUGGAGCUUCCUUGGCGAGAUCUCUCUCUUAGCCAGGGCUCUUCCAACUUGGCCCUUUCAUGACUUGUGGACUUCAACUCCCAGAUUUCCUCAGCCAGGCACGUCCACAAGUCAUGGAAGGGCCAAGUUGGAAGACCCAGGCUCUUAGCGCUGCUCAAAGGAAACAAGUGGUGGGGGGGGAAAGACUACGAAUCCCAACAGCCUUAGCGGUGAGACUUCCGGUGCUGCCCGUUCAAGGGGCGUCCGCGCUGUUCGCUCCAAGCCUGAUAACAAGGAACGGCGGGCAGCCCCUGCAGCGCCUGACCACAUAGCCCAUACUUCCCAGCCAGGGGCCGCCUUGGGCUGAAUCUCAGGUUUUUAGGUUCUGUCGUGUUGGGACCACUUGGCGUUCCAAUGAAGGACUCCUUGACCCUCCUGUCCCGCAUCCAGGCACACCCGGAUUCCCGUUGUUGGUUCCUAGCCUGGAAUCCUACAGGGACACUCCUGGCUUCCUGUGGUGGUGACCGUAACAUCCGCAUCUGGGGAAAGGAAGGUGAUGCCUGGGUGUGCAAGUCCACUCUGGAUGAAGGGCAUCAAAGGACCAUCCGCAAAGUGGCCUGGUCCCCCUGUGGGAACUACUUGGCUUCGGCCAGCUUUGAUGCAACCACCUGCAUUUGGAAAAAAAACCAGGACAACUUCGAGUGUGCAGCCACUCUGGAGGGCCAUGAAAACGAGGUGAAGUCGGUAGCCUGGGCUCCAUCUGGAAGUCUCCUGGCUACCUGCAGCCGAGACAAAAGCGUCUGGGUUUGGGAAGUGGACGAAGAGGACGAGUACGAGUGCAUGAGUGUCUUGAAUUCCCACACACAGGAUGUCAAGCAUGUCGUCUGGCAUCCUAACCAAGAGCUGCUGGCAUCUGCCAGUUAUGAUGAUACCGUCAAACUGUAUCGGGAGGAGGAAGACGACUGGGUGUGCUUCAGCACCUUGGAAGGACACGAGUCCACGGUGUGGAGCUUGGCUUUUGAUCAGAAUGGAGAAAGGCUGGCUUCUUGUAGCGACGACAAGACCGUGCGAAUUUGGCAGCAGUUUAAGCCAGGCCAUGAGCAAGGCGUGGCCUGUAGUGGUGCCGAUCCUGUGUGGAAGUGUGUUUGCACCCUCUCUGGUUUCCACACGCGGACUGUCUAUGACGUGGCCUGGUGCCAGCUGACAGGUGCCUUAGCCACCGCUUGUGGAGACGACGCCAUCCGGGUGUUUGAGGAAGAGCCUCUCUCGGACCCUCACCAGCCCACCUUCUCCUUGACCGCACACAUGGCCCAAGCCCAUUCUCAGGAUGUGAACUGUGUUGCCUGGAACCCCAAGGAGCCGGGGUUCUUGGCUUCAUGCAGUGACGACGGAGAAAUGGCCUUCUGGAAGUAUCAGCGUCCAGAGACUUGCUGAACACAUUGUUGUUUCCGGGGGGGGGGGUGUUUCACAAGCACUAGAUCCUCCAGAAGAGGCAACUGAACAUUCUAACAAAUUGAUUCAACCGUGCUGUAGUUGUUUCCAUUCUUUCAGAAGAACUGCAGUUCCCCAAGUGAGAAUUACUAUCUAGAAGGAAAACACUGGAUUUGACAAUCUGGUUGUUCUUUGACAAGGAUCUAGGUGAUUGCCAAGGCAGACUGCACUGAAGCUGGAUUUUCACGGUAGGCCCGAAGUGAACCUUGGAAAGCUUUGUUAUCCCUUCUAUGCUGGCUUCAGGAAGUGACAUGAUAGGCUUUAAAUGUUGGUUUCUACUUAAUAAAACCAGUCUCCCAAGGAUGUAUAGUGGGGUGUUAUAAAGGGAAAGGAGCCGUUAUUUUGACAUCUAUAAGAUAAAUAAAAUAAAACAUCUGCUGUUGUUAA
This is a messenger RNA of Crotalus tigris (Tiger rattlesnake), 1910 nucleotides long. It is a transcript of the gene CIAO1, whose product is annotated as cytosolic iron-sulfur assembly component 1. The transcript has 8 exons. Gene Ontology annotation, molecular function: protein binding. The record is from RefSeq and is a predicted model, not a curated record. NCBI's taxonomy places the organism in Eukaryota, Metazoa, Chordata, Lepidosauria, Squamata, Viperidae. Bases 447 to 1466 code for a protein of 339 amino acids. Gene Ontology annotation, biological process: iron-sulfur cluster assembly. Gene Ontology annotation, cellular component: cytosolic [4Fe-4S] assembly targeting complex.